AUGAAUCAUCGAUUAAACUUGGUGUGUGGUAAAAUGUGUGCAAAAUGGGUUGAAUAUCCUGAAAACAAUGUUCGAGCUGACUUUGGCUUAAAUGAUGCUGCAGAAAAUAUAAAAUUGCCUUAUAAGGGAGAUAUUGCUGCUGUUUCAUAUGUGUUUUUGGAAAUUCUUUGA
Entrophospora sp. SA101 is the source of this 171-nucleotide messenger RNA. The record is from the annotation of a GenBank genome assembly. Lineage: Eukaryota; Fungi; Glomeromycota; Glomeromycetes; Entrophosporales; Entrophosporaceae.